AUGGUUGCUCGCCGAGGAAAGCCACAAGAAAUCCAUUCAGAUAACGCAACUGCGUUCAAGGGUGCAUCACAUGUACUUCAUCGUGUGUUCCAGAUGCUGAAGGUAGAAGAAACAGAACGUAACAAAAUCUUCAACUGGUGCGCCAACAACAACAUACGUUGGAAGUUCAUCCCACCUCGCGCACCGCAUUUCGGCGGGCUAUGGGAGGCGGCGGUGAAGUCUGCCAAACUGCACCUACUGAAGGAAAUUGGUGGCACCAACCUACCAUACGAGGACAUGCUCACUUUGUUAGUUGAGGUAGAAAUGUGCCUCAAUUCUCGUCCACUAGUACCGAUGUCAUCCGACCCGUCUGAUCUAGAGGCGCUAACUCCCGGCCACUUUUUGGUCGGAACCAAUAUGCAAGCUGUUCCUGCGUUGCCGUUGAAUGAAGUUCCAGAUAAUCGACUGAACCACUGGGAACAAACCCAGAAACACUUCCAACGGAUCUGGGCUCGUUGGUAUCCAGAAUACCUCCAACAACUACAAGCGCGUGCCAACAAAAACUGCAAGCUAUCAACCAACAUCAAACCCGGACGACUUGUAGUCGUUAAAGAUGAUGCCCUUCCGCCAGCGAAAUGGCCUCUAGCCAGAAUCACAAAUACGCAUCCCGGAAAAGACGACAUCAUUCGAGUAGUGACGCUAAAGACAGUCUUUGCCGAAAACGUCGUCAGACCUGUAGCAAGAAUCGCCUUGUUUCCGAUACCGGAUGAUGAUCCUGAACAACCUGUUGCAGCACCCCACAAUCAUUGGAGCAGUGCAAUACUUGCUCGAGGCGUAUUUCGUCUUUGA
This is a messenger RNA of Armigeres subalbatus, 828 nucleotides long. RefSeq lists its product as uncharacterized. Gene Ontology annotation, molecular function: nucleic acid binding. Gene Ontology annotation, biological process: DNA integration. The coding region runs from base 1 to 828 and encodes 275 amino acids. Lineage: Eukaryota; Metazoa; Arthropoda; Insecta; Diptera; Culicidae. The record is from RefSeq and is a predicted model, not a curated record. The transcript has a single exon.